CCACGAUCAGCAUUUGUUCCCAACUUGAUAUCCCCAGGUAGGCACGGGGUGACUCCAUGAUAUACUUCCUCCACAAUGGAUUGCAAGCAGGACAAACGCAGUGCGUGUGCCCUGGCUAGCAAGCCGUCCUCUGCCUUCUCCGCCAUCUCGUCCGCCGCGUCAGCCACGUCAGCCGGAACGUCGCGCAGUGGUGGAAGCAGGCUAUUGUUUGGAGAGAUCGAUACCAGCAGCGAUCGAUCUAUCGAGAGCUAUGCAUCGGUCUGCAGCUUCGUCUUGUGCGAUAGUAGCACCUUUCUCAAGUUCUGGCUCGAGGAUAAGUGUCGGGACCGGCUUCUCGCAUUCAUGCCGAAGCAGGACCUGGGGAAUCUACGACUCGCCUGUCAUGACUUUAGCAUACGAGCAGCGCCGGCGCUGUUUUCCGACCUGAGCAUCACAUUCAGGACGAACACCUUCACAAAGCCCUCGAAGCUGCUCGCGCUGGACCGGCUGGGAUUCUACGUCAAGACACUUCGCUUCACUCUGCCGCACAACCAGGAAACUUUUCUUCCUCCUCUGAUUGAACCUGAGACAGGAGCCGAGCUCAGCUUUACUUACACCCCUCAGAUCCAGGAACAUUCGAGCAAGCGUCCAAAGUAUGGAGACGCAGGCACCACGCAGAUUCUGUCUCGACAGUAUCCUGCUCUGUUCCAUGCGGCGACAAAUGUGCCUGCCUUUAUACGUGCUUUUUCCGCCUUCAUCAAUCUUGAACAUCUCGCCAUCAGCUGCCCUGGAUACGACUCCUCACUCAGGUACAGGAAGAGCAUAGUCGAUUACGGACUGAUUUCACUCCGAAUCGCCAUCGAGAUGAAUUCGCUGAACGCCCUGCACGCGCUCACAAUCUCGCCGAUACAUCCUGGAGGUCUGCUAUCACUGUCGCCCAUCAUUGGCUUCGGCGCCUCACCUCGAUCGGCGAGCCGAUGGGGCCGCAUUCGCACACUGGUCAUAGUUGCGGAAAGCAUACCCCACACCGCUGGCGCGCAGGAACCCGAUCAAUUCAAACUUCUCCAAACGUACCUUCGCAACUUUCAGAGCCGUCUUGAGGUCCUCAGCUUUCGCUGGAUCGGACAGAAAGGCGAGCUCCCUGUCGCGCGACCGCCUAUAGCAACAACGGCAUUCUUCGGACAGCAUCCAGCUAACCAAGUGGCCGCAUCGAAAGCACUGCGGCCACUGAACUUCCCUCGACUGAAGCAUAUGGAGGUUCACAAUGUUGCGACGGGUGCAGCGACAAUCAGUGGUUUUGUGGCCGCUCACAAGGUCACACUAAAGGAGCUCAAAUUCGAGGGCGUCGAAUUGUUGCAAGGCACAUGGGACGACGCGCUCGCAUCAAUGACGAAAAGGUCUCGACGGCUUCCCAGGAACGAUAUUGCAGAGAUACCCAUCAUGUUAUCGCCCAGUGCAGGCGCAAGGUCAUUCCCAGCACCACUGGAACGUGUCGAGGCGGAGCACUAUGAUGCCGAUGGGCAGAAAAGCGUCCGCAUGGCGGAAUGGUUGUCGUCGAAGCGGAAGACGACGACUGUGCCGAAAAAGCUACGAGAUGGACUGCUUGGAUGUGAAGAGCAGCUGAGAAAGGUUCUGCGAGGCAGUGCUUUUCCAUGGGGUUGAAGCUGCGGUAAUGAACGAACAUGAUGAUGAUGACGACGAUGAAAUGCCCAUAUGUGAUGAUGUCUGCUGUGCUCGUUGUAGAUUCCCGCUGCAGCAGCCCAUGAAUAUUAUUACUCUUGUGUUUCUCAAACACUGGUCACUGAUCACUCACUGGGACAAGGAUCAAAAAAAAUUCUAUAGAACGCUGUGAUCAUGACUUGCACGGGCGUCGCUACCGAGCCGACGUCCGUUCACAGUCCGCCAGCUGGCACCGUCACUAACACAGUCUUUCAACAUUGCGAUCUCCAACCACAUAUGCACUACCAUCAACCACGUCGCGAUGAUGACGCACUCGCGAGCUGGGCGAUGAUGAAUUGUGUAUUGAGCCAAGGUCAUGCCAAGUUUCCCGCAAGGCGGAGAGAGUGGACAGAUUGGGAGCGUGAAGCGGUAUAGAUGCACUGUUGGG
Sphaerulina musiva SO2202 is the source of this 2086-nucleotide messenger RNA. RefSeq lists its product as uncharacterized. Bases 76 to 1641 code for a protein of 521 amino acids. The transcript has 2 exons. The record is from RefSeq and is a predicted model, not a curated record. NCBI's taxonomy places the organism in Eukaryota, Fungi, Ascomycota, Dothideomycetes, Mycosphaerellales, Mycosphaerellaceae.